ACAAAUUGGCUGCAAUUUCAGACUCCAGGCAAGUACAGAAGUCAGUGAGUCCGCAACCUGAUGGCAAAGGUUCUAAGAGAGGCUAAAGAGGCAACAGGAUAAGAUAAACACACUUCGUGGUUGCAGUUUACAAAAGUUGUGGAUAAUCCAGGUAUGACAAGACCUCUGCUUGUUUGUGGAAUGUUGAAAUUUUUCAGAUUGUUCUCUGAGACCUGAGACAUGUUCAUCUCAUAUACUGUUUGUCUACAAGUCUCUAUGAUAAUGUUCCAUAGGAUUGGCCUUGAUACUUACUGCAGAAACUGCACAUACUACAAAUAAGUACCUCAUCUCACAUAAAUAGCUUUUAACUCAUUUCUCUGCUAGAAGUGUUGGUCACAGUAACUGUCACAACAACUUUUUUUAUUGGAACUAGUUUGUGACGGUACCAAAAAUAUUUUAUCAUCAGUCUUCAUUUGCUGUACUUAGCAGUAAAUGUGUGUCAUACUUUCACUUUUUCUGUUUAAUGAGCAGAAAAGUGUACCCUGUGUGUAUAAUAGUGGUAGUAUCUUCUUCUAACUUCUUCUAACCUUUAAAUUCUGUUACUGUUACGACUACUAUUCACAUUGGUGUAUAACUAAGGUCAACCUGGUCUUAUUAUCCCAUGCACUACAUUAUAAACCUGCCUGGAUGAUUUCCUUUUAUGUGUUCACGUGUUUACUGUCUUGAUGACUUUAUCAGCUGCCGACAUCUGAUACCAACCCUUCGUCCUCUGCUUUCUCUUUCCAUUCAUUUGCUCUCUCAGGCAUACUGUGGCUGCGGCCUCAGCAGGAUGGGAAUAGAUGCCCAUUUCCGUUACUACUUCCAGCAUCCGUGGUCCCGUCUCAUCGUGGCCUACCUCGUCACUUUCUUUAACUUCCUAAUUUUUGCCGAGGACCCCGUCUCUCACAGUCAGACAGAGGCCCACAUGAUUGUGGUGGGAAACUGCUUCUCCUUUCUGUUCAACAAGUAUCCAGGCCUCGGAUGGAACAUCCUGAAAGUACUGCUCUGGAUACUGGCCAUAAUCGCUGGCAUGUUAGCUGGGAAGUUUAUAUUCCACCGCCAGCUCUUUGGUCGAUACCUGCGCCUGAAAAUGUUCCGCGAGGAUCAUGGCUCCUGGAUGACCAUGUUCUUCAGCACCAUCCUCUUCCUCUUCAUCUUCUCACACAUCUACAACCUCUCCCUGCUGAUGGCUGGGAGCAUGGAGCCUCACAUGGUGACAGAGUACAUGGGCAUCAGGAACGAGAGUUUUAUGAAGAUUGCCGCUGUCGGGACGUGGAUGGGAGACUUCGUCACUGCGUGGAUGGUGACAGACAUGAUGCUUCAGGAUCAGAACUAUCCAGACUGGGGCAAAGCAGCCAGAAGAUUCUGGAAACAAGGGAACAACAGGAUUGUUCUCUUCUGGGCUGUGCUGAUCUCUCUUACGUCAGUGGUGGUUCUGGUCAUCAGUACCGACUGGAUCAGCUGGGACCACCUAAACCGGGGCUUUCUGCCCAGCGAUGAGGUCUCCAGAGCAUUUCUGGCCUCCUUCAUCUUGGUCUUCGACCUCCUCAUCAUCAUGCAGGACUGGGAGUUUCCUCAUUUCAUGGGUGACCUGGAUAUGAAUUUACCUGGUAUGUCGACGACACACGUAAAGGUCAAGCUCCCCGUCUGCAAGAGCAUCUUCAAAGACGAGUAUCACAUUCACAUCACGGGUAAGUGGUUCAACUACGGGAUCAUCUUCCUGGUGUUGAUUUUGGAUCUCAACAUGUGGAAGAACCAGAUCUUCUACAAACCCUAUGAAUACGGUCAGUAUGUGGGGCCUGGGGAGAAAAUCUACACCGUGGAGGAGCCAGAAACACUCAGGAACUUCAACCACAGCACGCUCACCUACGAGUGGCGCUCCACUAAUAUCAAUCCUGCCACCAACCUCAGCUACUUGGAGCACGACAUGUUCCUCCACAGCCGCUAUGUGGGGUCAAGCCUGGACGUCAAGUGUCUGGCCUUCAUCCCAAGUCUCGCAGCGUUUGUCCUUUUCGGCUUCUUCAUCUGGCUGUUUGGUCGUUUCCAGGACAGCGAGACCAUCACGGAGAAUCCAGACAAGUCUUACGAGAGGAUCAAGAGGAAGUCGCCGUCGGACAUGGCCGUGACGCCGGAAGAGUCUUUUGUGACACUGAGUGACGGCUUGAAACAGUCGGGGACGCCCAUGCUCCUGUCAGUGGACGGGCCACAUUUCGGAGCCACCCCUUCCACAAACUCCCCGGUUUCCACGGAAACCCAGGAGACAUAUCCUAACAUCAUGAUCGACAGCGCAGCGCAGGAGGAACCGGCAGUCUCUUUUGAUGUCCACAAACUCUCUCCAUGACCUUGUGAACUUCUGGGACUUUGAACCAUGUGACCGCAGACGGCCUUGAAGCGAUCAAUAUGCUUUUAUUUCCUUCAAAGAACAAACUGCUGCAGAUGGAGGACACAGAUAGAGAGAACACAGGGAGAUCCAAACGAAGGAUGAUGGAUGAAGGAAUUCGGCGACCGCUGCUUUUGUAUUCUUCUAUUUUUCUAAACAAACUAUUACAAAAAACCUUAAGAAUCUGCUCCCAUCUUCAAGAGGAUCUCAUCUUUGAAGUACUGUUUGCAAACAACAUGGUGCUGGCUUCACUUUUGCAUUUUCAUAUUUCAACUUUAAUAAAUCAGAGGAGUCGAUGUCAGCGCUACAGAUUCAGCCGUGCCUUUAAAUUCCAUACAUGGAGAAACCGACAGACGUGUCAUGUCAGUGUCACCAGUGAAUGAAGUCCUCGUUCUUCUCUAUGUAAACGUUUGACGUACGCUCUUCUUAUAUACUCACUCUCAUAUCACUGAAUGUUUUUUUAAUUGUUAUCUUUGGACGUCUUUCAUUUGAUUUUCAUACACUAUUUAAUUCUAAUUGAAACCUUAUGAUUGCUUUGAGCGUCAUUUUAUUUUGAUGAUCUGUUUAUACGCCCUCUCAUGAAAUUAGCUGCGGAGAUGAUGAAAACAAUCAGUUGCGACGAAGCCCCAAAUCAAGCUGCCACCUCAUUACUGCGUGUGCUGCUCCUGCAGUCAGACUGAAUACCAACACAGUGGGUAAGGUGGUUUUGUCCUUGUAAAAAAAAAACCAAGGCCUGAAGAAGCUUGUCUUUCAAAGCGACGGUCUUCUUUGUCUGGAUAAAACUUGUUGAAAGUUCGAGAAAGAAUUUUGUCGCCAAGGAGAGCACAUAAUCAGCAAAAUAUGUGAAACAUCCCACAGUCCAAAAAAAAAAAAUAAAAAAUUCAACAAAAGGUAGUGGCACAGCUAAGCAAACUUGAAGUUUUUAUCCUCCUUAAUUUUCAAAGAAGAAUUUUUUUUAGUUUUCUGUUUCUUAUCAUUACGAUAAAUUAAAUCAGAAUAUAACAAGUUUGUUUCCAAAGUUUUGUGCUUAACUUUUUUUUCAAGUACUGACCAAAAUACUAAAGUACUAACUAUAACUUGCAAGUGGAUCAUGUACAGUAUAAAGGAGGAUGUAAUAGGUAUGUUCGUAACCAAAGAUGCCAAACUAAAUAGUAUUUAAAGCAUGUACACAAAUAUAUGCCAACUGUAUCUACAUUAUUAUUAUUAUUAUUAUUAACUAAUCAGAUCAGUGUAUAAACUGCUUUUGCAUCACAAACUAGAGCUGCAGACUCCACUGACUGGGCCACAGCGCCUCCUUGUGCACGUUAUCCUGAUGGAGUUGUGACCUAGAAUGUUAGCUAACAGCAGCUCUUUAUUUCUAAAGACAAAUAUCCCCCCCCCCCUUCACCCCCCACAAUCCCCCAGGCUCCUGUCUCGGCUCUAUGUUGAAAACAUGAAUACAAAAGUGAUCCCACCACAAAAUCCAAGUUUAUCAGCAGAAAAGUAACACAUUUUGGUGCAGUGGUUUCCAAAUUUUCUGCAGAAAACCCUUUAGUAAAUAGGUAAAAUCCCCGGCCACGUCUUGUUCUUUGUGUUUCGACGACAACUUGGCGUUGUUCGAGUUGCAACACUGCCACCUGUAUAUUUUUUUGUAAAUAAUAAAUAUUACUUGAUUACGUCUUAUUUUGCAUUUUCCCGUUCUAGCUGAAUUUUCAGUCAAACUUUGUUCAUAUCAAGGCCCCCACAAGUCAUGGAGGGGCCUUGAACCAAUAACUUAAAUCUUUGUUUUUUGAGCCCCGGUGCUUAAACCCAGAAAGGUCCUCAUCUGCGGCUUGUUUUUUUUUUUUAAGUUGUAACUUUGAUUCAAAGACAGCAGCAUUUAUUUGAUCUCUACAAACAUUAUACCUCUCAGUCCAAAGUCACAGGAACUUGUCCAGUAUUUAUGUGUAACAAUGUUUACAUGUCUUCGACCAAUACUAUAGUUUUCUUGACAGAAGUAACACUCAAUAGACAUUAGGUUUGGAUACCAUUUAAAAGAAAAUGGAUUUCUAAACACAUCAGUUUGAUCCAGCUCUAAAUGGCCUCUGUGAAUUAAUGCAGAUUUAUUAAUUGGAUAUAGUUAAGCACCCACCUAAUUACAAUCGAUUUAAACGAAGGUUUAUGUGUGUGUGUGUGUGUGUGUGUGUGUGUGUAUGCUGGGGGCAGAGGCUUCUAAUAUGCAACGUGCAUUUCAGUGUGUGUGUCUUUGAGAGCCACUUGUGAAAUGUUUACUACUCUGUUCCUGACGAAGGCCAUCGCGUAAAGAGGUCAAUUUGUUCAGCAUAAUUGUUUUCCAGUGUUUAGUUCAGUAAUUAUCCUUUUAUACAUUACAGCUGAAUGAGGACGUUUGAAAAUUAGUGUUUGACCAAAGGCCAGGAGCUCACAGGAUCUGAACAGAGAGCAAUAUGUUUUAAAUGUUCUGUGUCAUUUCUGAUAUAUUCUGUCUGGGUUACGAGUCGUUGCUUGUGUUGUUGUUUUUUUUUGUCAUAUUGUUUGGCCAAGCCGACACCUUCCCGGUUCCUGUGUAAGUGUGUUCUGAAGGAGGCCUCUGUUCGCCGGAUGUUGAUGCUGUUCAACCAAUAAAUUUAUUACAUUAAUUACA
Messenger RNA from Cynoglossus semilaevis (tongue sole), 5018 nucleotides. It is a transcript of the gene tmem117, whose product is annotated as transmembrane protein 117. NCBI's taxonomy places the organism in Eukaryota, Metazoa, Chordata, Actinopteri, Pleuronectiformes, Cynoglossidae. The transcript has 7 exons. The coding region runs from base 680 to 2359 and encodes 559 amino acids. The record is from RefSeq and is a predicted model, not a curated record. Gene Ontology annotation, biological process: intrinsic apoptotic signaling pathway in response to endoplasmic reticulum stress.